AUGGCAGCAACAAAGACUGCCAGCGAUGCCUGCAACGACAAGGCUACCGCCAACCAGGGGCACGCAUUUCUCGACCCCGAGGAUGGUGGCCACGAACAGAACCCGACGAUAAAAUCCUCAGUAUAUGCCGGCCUGGGCUGGCUAGACCGCUUGCUCGUCGUCUGGAUCCUACUAGCCAUCAUCAUCGGCAUACUCCUGGGCAACUUUGUCGACGGCAUUGGUCCUGCUCUGCAGAAGGGGAAGUUUGUUGAUGUAUCAAUUCCAAUAGCCGUGGGACUGUUGGUCAUGAUGUACCCCAUUCUCUGCAAGGUCAAGUUCGAGAGCCUGCACCAGAUCUUCGCCCAUCGUCAGAUCUGGGUGCAGCUCGGCUUCAGCAUCGUCGUCAAUUGGAUCGUUGCCCCGCUACUCAUGCUCGGCCUAGCCUGGGCCUUCCUCCCCGAUGAACCAGGCCUGCGGAACGGUCUGAUAUUCGUCGGUCUCGCCCGCUGCAUCGCAAUGGUCCUCAUCUGGACCGGCCUAGCCGGCGGCGACGAGCAAUACUGCGCCAUCCUCGUCGCCGUCAAUUCCCUCCUCCAAAUGGUCCUGUACGCGCCCCUCGCACUCCUUUUCGUCAACGUCAUCAGCCACGGCGACACGCGCAACAACACCGUCUCCUACGCCGUUGUCGCACGCAGCGUCGGCGUCUUCCUCGGCAUUCCCCUCGGCGCCGCCAUCGUGACUCGCAUGGCGCUGCGCCGCAUCAACGCCGCCUGGUACGACACGACCUUCAUCCGCUGGCUGUCGCCUUGGUCGCUGGUCGGCCUCCUGUACACGAUCCUGGUCCUCUUCGCGUCCCAGGGCCGGCAGGUCGUGCACCAGAUCGUGUCGGUCGUGCGCGUCGCGGCACCGCUCUUCUGCUAUUUCGUCGUCAUCUUCUUCGCCACGCUGGCCAUCACGAAGCGCUUGGGAUUCGGCUACCAACUGGCGGCAACGCAGAGCUUUACCGCAGCCAGCAACAAUUUCGAGCUGGCUAUUGCGGUGGCCGUGGCGACGUUUGGUGCAGAUAGUGAUGAGGCGCUUGCUAGUACGGUAGGGCCGCUCAUCGAGGUGCCGGUCCUGGUGUUUCUGGUAUAUAUCGUCAAGUGGUUGGCUGGACGGUGGGGCUGGAAAGAUUAG
Molecule: messenger RNA, 1155 nt
Organism: Cyphellophora europaea CBS 101466
Lineage: Eukaryota; Fungi; Ascomycota; Eurotiomycetes; Chaetothyriales; Cyphellophoraceae
Product: arsenical-resistance protein
Exons: 4
Coding region: 1-1155 (384 amino acids)
Biological process (GO): arsenite transport; antimonite transmembrane transport
Cellular component (GO): plasma membrane
Molecular function (GO): arsenite transmembrane transporter activity; antiporter activity; antimonite transmembrane transporter activity
Source: RefSeq, a predicted model, not a curated record